AUGAAUGAGCUCGAGGCCAUCCUGACGGAAGCAAAGGAACUUCGUGAUCUUCUUAGCAUACCACCUGGAAAUACUACAUGUUUAGGGUGGCCAGCCGUACCAACAACCAUUGUUCCUCCGACCACAGUGACAUCACUUUCCACUUCAAAGGUUUUCGGUCGCGACAGGGAUCGCGAUCGAAUAGUAGAUUUUCUUCUUGGCAAGACAACAGCUGACGAGGCAAGUUCAACUAGGUACUCGAGUUUGGCCAUUGUUGGAGCGGGGGGUAUGGGGAAGUCCACCUUAGCGCAGUAUGUCUACAAUGACAAGAGGAUAGAAGAAGGCUUUGAUGUCAGGAUGUGGGUCUGCAUCUCACGCAAGCUUGAUGUCCGUCGUCACACAAGGGAGAUUAUUGAGUCUGCAACAAAUAGGGAGUGCCCAUGUUUUGAUAAUCUUGAUACUCUCCAGUGCAAAUUACGUGACAUACUGCAGAAUGAGACAGAGUGGUUUCAACUCCUGGAUCCAUUAAUCUCUAAACAGUCGGGAAGCAAAGUUUUGGUGACUUCUCGACGUCCAAUGCUUCCGGCUGCUAUUUGCUGUGAACAAGAACAAGUUAUUCUUUUGGAAAACAUGGAGGAUGCCGAUUUCUUGGCACUCUUCAAGCACCAUGCUUUCUCAGGAGCAAAAAUUGGAGACCAGGUUUUGCGUAGUAGUAGGCUCAAACAUACUGCAGAGGAGAUUGCUAAAAGGCUUGGAAUGUGUCCAUUGGCAGCAAAAGUUUUGGGUUCCCGGUUGAGCUUAAAGAAAGAUAUUGUUGAAUGGAAUGCUGCUCUAAAGCUCAGAGAUUUAAGUGAGCCCUUCACAGUUCUCUUGUGGAGUCACAAGAAGUUAGAUCCACGUCUACAGAGGUGCUUCUUGUAUUGCGGCUUAUUUCCAAAAGGUCAUAGAUAUAGACCUAAUGAUUUGGUUCAUCUUUGGGUAGCAGAAGGCUUUGUUGGUUCGUGCAAUUCGAGUAGAACAUUGGAAGAUGUUGGGAUGGAUUACUUCAAUGAUAUGGUCUCUGGAUCUCUCUUCCAAAUGGUUUCUGAAAGGCAUGGUUCGUACUAUGAUUCGUACUAUGUCAUGCAUGAUAUCCUUCAUGAUUUAGCAGAGUCACUCUCUAGAGAAGACUGCUUCAGAUUGGAAGAAGAUAAUGUGACAGGAAUACCAUGCACUGUUCGACAUCUAUCAAUUCGUAUUGAGAGCAUUCAAAACCAUAAGCAAAUUAUCCACAAGUUAUAUCAUUUACGCACUAUUAUCUGCAUUGAUCCACUAACAGAUGAUGCAAGUGAUAUUUUUUAUCAGAUGGUGAACCUGAAGAAGUUACGUGUAUUGUAUUUGUCAUUUUACAACAGUAGUAAGUUGCCUGAAUCUAUUGGUAGGCUGAAGCACCUUCGGUAUUUGAACCUUAUCAGAACGUUAAUUUCUGAAUUGCCUAGAUCAUUAUGUACUCUUUACCACUUGCAGUUACUUCAGUUAAGCCCAAUGGUGGAGAGGUUGCCUGACAAGCUUUGCAAUUUAAAAGGUCUGAGACCGUCACCCCAACUUAGUCGCCUCACAAUCGAAGGCUACAAAUCUGGGACAUAUCCAAGGUGGUUACUUGAGCCAUCCUAUUUUGAAAAUUUGGAAAGUUUUAAGCUUAACGGCUGCACUUUGUUAGAAGGCCUACCACCUAAUACUGAGCUCCUACUGCAUUGCUCUAGGCUGUGUCUAAAAAAUGUUCCAAAGUUGAAGAUAUUACCAGCAAUGCUUACAAAAUUGUCAAUUCAGAAGUGCCCACUGCUUAUGUUUGUCUCCAAAAAUGAGCUCGACCAGCAUGAUUUGAGGGGAAAUAUAAUGAAGACAGAAGACCUGGCAUCUAAACUUGCAUCAAUGUGGGAGGUCAAUUCGGGAUCAGAUAUUAGGCCCAACCACCAGCCGGCAAGUCCAAGGGAGAUUGACCGAGAGUUACAAGAGCAGGCUUGGGCGCUGCUCCCGGAUUUGGCAAAGGAUUUGAACAAGCUCAAGGAUCAACAGGAGCGCUCAGGUGCAGCGGCGUGCAGCACCACCAUCAAUCCUCGCCCAGAGCUGGGGCGCUCAGAUGCAGUGAAGGGCAGAACCGUCAUCAAUUCAGCCUGCCAAAAGCCAGACAACGCGAUCCCCAAAUCCAUCGACAGGGAGCUCCAAGAAUGUACGGUCAUUGAAGUGGAUCUCCUCCGCUCCAGGAUUCCGGCGAGCCAGAAGGGGAAAAGCGUGCAGGGCGAGGAAGGGAUUCAUGGCGGCCAGGCUACUUCAUCAGCUACGCCGGCGCAGACAACCCGCUUCAAUGAGCACUCUACUUCAGCGAGCACGCGUCUGAAGGCGCAUCAACUCGACAUCGCCAUCAGUGAAGAGGGAUGGGAGCCAGCCAAGCUGCACCGUCGUAAGAGAGCUGAUUGA
Miscanthus lutarioriparius is the source of this 2436-nucleotide messenger RNA. The record is from the annotation of a GenBank genome assembly. NCBI's taxonomy places the organism in Eukaryota, Viridiplantae, Streptophyta, Magnoliopsida, Poales, Poaceae.